Zeugodacus cucurbitae (melon fly) is the source of this 7378-nucleotide messenger RNA. Its product is annotated as atrial natriuretic peptide receptor 1. Gene Ontology annotation, cellular component: membrane. The record is from RefSeq and is a predicted model, not a curated record. Gene Ontology annotation, biological process: protein phosphorylation; cGMP biosynthetic process; intracellular signal transduction. The transcript is spliced from 12 exons. Gene Ontology annotation, molecular function: peptide receptor activity; ATP binding; protein kinase activity. The coding region runs from base 1732 to 7014 and encodes 1760 amino acids. Lineage: Eukaryota; Metazoa; Arthropoda; Insecta; Diptera; Tephritidae.
CAGCCCUGUGUGCUACGUGCUUCGUUUUUACCGGUAUUACAUCGGCGGUUGUGUAGCGGAAAUCAAACUUAGCGUAAAAUAAUACAAAAAUUAAAAAAAUAAAUACAAAAACGCGUCGCAAAUUGUGCGUUUUAGAAAUUUGAUGAAAUCAAGUGAGUGUAAAAAAAUUUAAGUAAAAAGUCGAAAAAUGUUUGAGUGUCCAGACAACAGCUGUGAAGUAGAUGGUUAAUUUCACAAAUUCACACCUAACUGUGAUUGAGUGGGCGUGAGGCGUUAAUAGUUGUAAAUUUGUAUAAGCUUUUUGUGGCCGGCAAUUUUGGCUACAGUUCAGUGUGUGCUCUCAUGUGGUUUCUUUUGUGUUUUUAGUGUUAAAAUAAUCAUGAAAUUCAUGGAAGGUGUUGAAUAUACUCUUCAAAUAUGUACAUAUUUUGAUGUGAAUUCUCUAAAACUGAAUCAUUAAGUAAAUUUUUGUGUGCCUAAAUGAAGUUAUGCAAGUUUCUAGGUCAUUUAACAGAGUUCAAGAAAAUAUUUAUCAAAAUUUUACUACAAAGAAUUCUCGACAUUAAUUAAAGAAUAUUAAAUUCUAAUAGUAACAAUGUUAAUCAAAAGUGCUUAAAGAUAAUAAAUGUCAUGUAAUAAAAUUUGACCUCAAAUACGACGAUUAACUGGUUUUACUUCUAAUAAGGACUCAAACUGAGUGAUCUGCUUGCCAAGUAAUGUACAAAAAAAAAAAAAUAACUAAAGCCCAAAGAGGAGAAAAACUAACAAAAUUUUAAUGAAGUACUACAUACUAUAUGUUAAGUAAAGCUUUUCACCAGUAUUGGUCCCAGUAACGAAUAUUUAAACGAAACCAAAGAAGAAGCGCACUUAAAGUCUGAAGCAGUUGAAAAGGUUUCACAAAGGCAAAUGUAUUUCCAAGUGCAGUGAAGCUACAUAUCCACCAACGCAUGCAAGUUUACAGGAUAAAAUUUUGUGGCAACCGGAACGAUAAGGACCGCAGCGACAAACUCAGCUUAAUCUACUUGAUGACGUUACAGCAAAGGCGACGUUAGAACCGCUUACGUUGAAAAAAAUGUGAAAUAUGAUAAUGAUUGCGGUGGCGAAAGUAAAAGGAAUGUGAGAAUUAGCAAAACUUGUGAAAGAAUUAAAAGCUGUGCGGCAUCAAAAAAAUAAUAAUAAGUGCAUAAAAGCGGAAAAGUUAUAAAAUAUAGUGGUAGUUAUCAAGCAGUGGCAAAUACCAAGAGCAAUCGCGUAUGUAGAUAUAAAAGUGGAAAAUGCGAGAUUCAAGUAUGCAAUGUGAAAAAUUUGAGAACAAAAACAAGUUAAGAAAAAUAGAUAGCGUUGAGAAACGAUCAGCAAUAAGCAGUAAAUAUAAUUAUAAAUAUAAGCUAGAUAAUAAUACAAACAAACCAAAGAUCGUAAGAAACUUAAUGCAACGAAGUUACCUGUUAAAUAAUUCAAGUUCAAGUCAACUAAGGAAAACGUAUAUACUCAACUGAGAUAACAAAUUUAAUUGAAAGUUCAAAGAAAGAAACAAUAAUAAAUGUAACACCAAACUCACACACAAAUGCGCUGAAAAUACAGAAUAGAAACAGAAAACGCAACAGAACUGAAAUAGAAACAGAAACUGAAAUUAAAACAGUAAUUAAAAUUAAAACAAAAACUGAACUGAAUCAAAAAAAUAUAGUAACUGAAUUGUGACGUGAAUUUGAAAAAGUAAUUACAACAGAUAUGAAAACUGAAGCAGAAGUAGAUACAGAAAUCAAAAUCAAAACAAAAACAGAUUAUGAAUUGCCUGAAGAAGUUGAAAUGAAAAGAGUAGCAUAUUUAAAAACAAAAGUACACACUCAAAUAGAUACAGAAAUUAAAAUAAAAGCUGCAGACGAUAUUGAAGCGGAAAAUAAAGACAAAACAGGAAUAGGGGUAAAAAGAAAAAUCGAAAUAAAAGCAGAAAUGAAAACAAAGCAUUUAAUUGAAGUAGAUAAAGAAACAGCUGUGGAAGUAAGAACUCAAACAGUAUAUGUAACAAUGGCUGAGAUGAGGGCCGAGAAAGGACCAAAAACUGAAACCGAGUUGGAAGAGGCGACUGAAUUAUUUUUUGAUAAAGAAAAUAGAAAACGUACUAUGAAAAAAAUUGCAACAAAAAUAGAAGCAGGAACAAAACCAGAAUUAGAAAUGAAAACAGAAUUAGAAACAGACAUGCAAAACAACUCACAAUACAGGUCUCAAACUUCAAUGGCAGAACAACGAAUUGGAGUUUACAAACAAAAUCAAACACAAAUAAAUCAAAUUCAACAACAAAAAGAAAAACCACAAAUAAUGCUCACAAAAUAUCGAUCUCAAGGCGGUACACAAGCACAACUCACUACUCAACCUCGCACUGAAUGUUAUUAUAAAGAUCAGAGACCACCAACAACAACAAUUCGACAUCAAAUUGUACAUAACCGCCAGCACAUACCAGUGCCAACACGUGCUGCAUGCCACUCUGUAGUCCAACCGCAUUGCUCAUACCAAUAUUUGAACACAAAAUCCUUUCGUUCACAAUUUCGCAAUUGGCGUGAUUGGCUAUUUCGUGCCAAAUCAUGGCAAUCUGCUGGGCGCAGCUCCCCUCCACUAGUACUUUUAACCUACACACUGCUGUAUCUGCUAAGCGCAGCGCCCCAUGUACGUGCGGCUUGUCGCGAAGAGUCCGCUCGCGCUUGUGAGGCCAUUUGUACACCGGACGGCCGCAAUUGCACGUUACGCGCACUUUUAUUGCUACCCGAUGAUAACACCUACACCGCUUCGAUGCGUCGCACCAUGCCAGUGUUGCAUUUGGCCGAUCAAUAUAUACGCGAAAAUAGUUUAUUGUCACCGCAGUUGAAUUUCGAAUGGAUGACGGGCGAUGUGAAAUGUGAUGCAGCAUAUGCAUCCAUAAAGGCCAUGGAUGGCAUCGUAAAGAAUUGUGCACAUGUUGUCUUCGGUCCAGUGUGCGAUUAUGCAUUAGCCGCCGUCAGUCGCAUUGCCAAAUACUUCAAUAGCAACGGUACACCCGUCAUAUCGAUAGGUGGCGCCACCGAUAGUUUUGAAGACCAGAAGACUACAUGUGCUGAUGAAUUUUACAUGUUGGUACGUCCUGGCGUGCUCAGCUUCAAAAGUCUCUCCCUGAUGAUAAUUGAACUUAUGAAACGCUACAAUUGGUCCAACUCCAUUGCAUUCUACGAACGUGAUGGGCAAAGCAAUGUUGUUGGUGAGCAUAGCUGCUAUUUAAUGAUGAAAAGUUUCGGCGAUGAAAUGCGUAAUCUCAAUUUGACAUUCGCACAGUAUUCCAUAGUGCCGGAGCUGCGCAAUCGCACCGAGGAGCUAGUACGUGAAAUUGGCAAUAAACAUACAAUUGUCAUUAUGUGUGCAGACCCCGAAAAUAUACGUCGAAUUAUGCUGACCGCUGAGGAAUUGAAUAUGGUCGAUAGCGGCGAAUAUAUCUUUAUUAAUAUCGAAAUGUUCUCGCACGCCUCACACAACGCUUGGAAGCCUUGGUAUGAUAAGAAUGAUACAAAAGAAAAUAACGAACGCGCAAAAAAAGCAUAUACAGCUAUAUUGAAUUUAACACCAAAACAACCGGAUGAUGAGGCCUACACUAGGGUUUCUAACAAGAUCAAAACCAUCGCCACGAAGAAAUAUAAUUACACAUUCCAAGAAAAUGAGGAUGUUUCUUCCUUUGUUAUAUCCUUCUUCGAUGGUGUAUUGCUCUAUGCCAAAGCACUCAAUGACAGUAUACGUGAAGAUCCGACAGUGCUGACACGGCCUAUAAAUGGCACUGAUAUUGUACGACGUAUGUGGGGUCGUAGUUUCAAAGGUAUUACCGGUAAUGUUACUAUCGAUAACAACGGCGAUCGCAUAUCAGCAUAUUCUUUACUGGAUAUGAAUCCAGAAACGGGUAGUUUCGAAAUUGUUGCUGAUUUCAUGCAUAAUCGUUUGGACUUUGUGCCGGGCAAGGAGAUACACUGGGCCGGUGGUCGAAAAGAACCGCCACUUAGUAUGCCGAUUUGCGGUUACGAUGGUUCACUGUGUCCAGAUAAUUCACUACCCGGUUAUGCAAUACUAUCGAUCAUACUUGGCGUCGUAGUCGUGCUAAUGACCGUCGGCUUCUUUUUCGGCUAUCGACAUUACAAAUCAGAGGCGGAAAUCAAUUCCAUGACAUGGAAGGUUUCACUGAGUGAUUUAGUGUGUCCGGAUUUGGGUGGACGCGGUAUACGCGGCUCCUUCCACUCACUUGUGCGGCAUAACUCGCAGUUGACACUCAUGUCCGAUGAUUUGCGUUCUUUGUGCGGUGAUCGUCAAAUUUUCAUACCAGUUGGGAUGUAUCGUGGUUGUGAAGUAGCUAUUAAGGCUAUCGAGAAUCGUCAAAUCAAUUUGACACGUUCGCUAAUGUUGGAACUGAAAAGUAUGAAGGAUCUGCAGCAUGAUCAUUUGGUGAAAUUCUAUGGCGCAUGUUUGGAUCCGCCGAAGCGUUUCCUACUCACCGAAUACUGUCCGAAAGGCUCACUGCAAGAUAUAUUGGAGAAUGAACAAUUCCAGCUGGACUGGAUGAUUAAACUAUCACUGAUGCAUGAUAUUGUGCGCGGCAUGCAUUUUCUACACAACUCGGUAAUACGUUCGCAUGGCAAUUUGAAAUCCUCCAAUUGUGUUGUGGAUUCGCGUUUCGUUCUAAAAAUAACCGAUUUCGGUUUGCAUACAUUAAAGCGGGAACGACCGGAAGCGGUGGAAAACGAUGUGGAGGACUGCAACAGUCAUGCGUAUUGGAGUAAACUAUUUUGGACAUCGCCGGAAUUGCUAAAAAUUGGCAAUAAUCGUCCACCAGAGGGUACACAAAAGGGUGACGUCUAUUCCUUUGGCAUAAUUGUACAUGAAAUCAGCACAAGACAAGGUCCAUUUUAUCUGGGCAAGACUGCAAUAGAAAAGUCACCUAAAGAAAUAAUUGAACUAGUCAAAAGCUAUCCGACACAAAUAUCCACACCAUUUCGUCCAUACAUCGAUGAUCAUGAUGGAUAUCUUGACAUUAAUAACCUCAUGAUCAAGUGCUGGGCAGAGGAUCCGAUUGACCGUCCCGACUUCAAUGCACUGAAAUCAAUUAUACGCCGAAUCAACAAAGACAAUGAAACGGGAAAUAUUGUCGACAAUCUGCUUAAACGCAUGGAGCUGUAUGCCAAUAAUCUGGAGGAGCUAGUCGAAGAGCGUACACAAGACUACAUUGAGGAGAAGAAGAAAUGUGAGAAGCUGUUGUAUCAGCUCUUGCCGCAGAGUGUUGCAGCGCAACUUAUCAGCGGACAACCGGUGGUGGCCGAAACCUUCGAUCAGGUUACCAUAUACUUUAGUGAUAUUGUUGGCUUCACCGCCAUCUCUGCGGAGAGUACACCCAUGCAGGUGGUGCAAUUCCUGAAUGAUCUCUACACCUGUUUCGAUUCCAUUGUGGAGAAUUUCGAUGUCUACAAAGUGGAGACGAUCGGUGAUGCCUAUAUGGUUGUCUCGGGUCUGCCCAUACGCAAUGGUAAUCAGCAUGCGCGUGAAAUUGCACGACUGGCAUUAGCACUACUGGGUGCAGUGCAUAAAUUUAGAAUACAUCAUCGGCCGCAAGAUCAACUAAAACUGCGUAUUGGCUUGCAUACGGGCGCUUGCGUAGCUGGCGUUGUGGGACUGAAAAUGCCGCGAUAUUGUCUCUUCGGCGAUACGGUGAAUACGGCGUCACGCAUGGAAUCGAAUGGCGAAGCGCUACGCAUACACAUUAGUGAGCAUACCAAAUUGGCAUUAGACGAAUUCGGCACAUUUAUUACCACAAAACGUGGUUAUGUGCCAAUGAAGGGUAAAGGUGAAAUGCUCACCUACUGGCUGGAAGGUGAAGUACCAAAACCGGAAUCACCUUCGGUACCCGCACAACAUUUGCUGCACGGACGACGUUCAUCACUUAAACAUCCGCCGCAACGUUAUAGUGCUAUGUUGCAAAAGCAAUAUUCCGAGAUCUCAGAGGAUGAGCAGCUAUCGCCAACGGUGAUAGCCGAAGAGAACAGCGUAAAAAAAACACCCACUUUGCGGGUUAAACGCAAAAUCUCGUCAUCAUCACCAAAAUUAAAUGGCAACGAAUUUAAACCGGAAGACUUCAAUUACUAUCUGGAUAAUGUCAAACAAUAUAACAAAGAGCACACAGUAACUCUAGCUAAACCUUUUAAUGGACUCAAUGGUGACAUUUACAGCAGUCGCUCAUUGCGUGAGCCACGCAAAGAUGCCAACAACGAGUUAGUCAAUCUACGUUUACCGUUAUCUGGUGCACUCAAAAAUCAUAAUAACAAUUUAGCGAAUAGCCACCGUAAUAGCUCUGCACACCUAUUGCAAUCCAACUCGAAUUCCAAUUUAAGCGGCAUACUACAGCCUACAUCAGCGGCGUUAGCACGGCUACGCCUUAAACCAUCACCGACCAUUUCGACGUUGGUAUCAAGUGAACGUGCCGACAAUGCCAGCUUACAAAGUGGUCAACGCAUCAAAUUCCAAGUAGACAUUAAAAGUGACGAGCAGCAAGAUAACUGUAUAAAUGGCAGAGCUGAGGCAAAUACUUCAGCUCAAUCUCUACCUCAUCGAGGCACAUCGGACGAUGAAUCUUAUAAUGAAGCAAAUAGGUAUAUGCCUUGUAGUGUUGUGAACAAUGACGUCGACGACGAUGAAGCCGAAGACGACAUUGAGCUGCCAUUAAAUCACCACCUGAACAGUAGUAAAGCGCGCUUGUUGGAAAGCGAAAAUGUGCAUAGUGUUGUAGUCGCAAAAAAUCGAUGUGAUAGUGUAUGUAAUAGCAACAAUAAUAGCUAUAAUAAUAUUGUGAAAGCAAAUAAUGCAAAGAAUUUGCAUCUUAAUAGCAAAGUUGUGCCGCCCAUGGAUACUCCAAACGUGGUGAAUAUGAGCGCGGGUGUAACGGGUAAUGUUGUAACUGUGGUCGCACCAACUGUAGGUAGUGUGGCACAGCCGUUAUUGGGAAAAAUAAAUUCUUAAUUUGGUAAAAAUCAUUGUUUUAGUACUAUAGCAUAUACAUAUAUGCGUAGCUAAAAAACAGUUUUGUUGCAACUCAUGUUCACUAAGUGGACGCCUAUAUGUACAUAUGUAUAUUUAUUGCAGAAGGUAUAACCACAGUGCAGGCAACACUUUGAAACUGUUGUUAGAUUGAAAAUGUGAUCACGAAUAACUUUAAUCAAGUAAUACUGAAAUUUAAGAUUUGCUACAAUUUAACUUAUUGUGUGACUCUCGUUGUAAUAAAAAAAAUGCAAAUAUAAAUUAAUAACACGAAAAUACUUGUACUCAGUACCAUUACACAAAAUUGUUUUAUCCUAGUUAUAAAAAAUGAAAUAUUUAUUCGAUU